AUGGCAUCAACAGCUGGUAAAUCACUCAGAAAAUUCCCGACAUUUUUCGGACAGGCAGAACGUUCCAAGGUUGUUAUCUUCAACACUCCGCUCUUCAACACUCCACUCUUCAACACCCCACUCUUCAACACUCCAGUCUUCAACACUCCGCUCUUCAACACUCCACUCUUCAACACCCCACUCUUCAACACUCCACUCUUCAACACUCCACUCUUCAACACUCCACUCUUCAACACUCCAGUCUUCAACACUCCACUCUUCAACACUCCACUCUUCAACACCCCACUCUUCAACACUCCAGUCUUCAACACUCCGCUCUUCAACACUCCACUCUUCAACACUCCACUCUUCAACACCCCACUCUUCAACACCCCACUCUUCAACACCCCACUCUUCAACACUCCACUCUUCAACACUCCACUUGGCUGA
Molecule: messenger RNA, 429 nt
Organism: Procambarus clarkii (red swamp crayfish)
Lineage: Eukaryota; Metazoa; Arthropoda; Malacostraca; Decapoda; Cambaridae
Source: RefSeq, a predicted model, not a curated record